Molecule: messenger RNA, 1044 nt
Organism: Fusarium venenatum
Lineage: Eukaryota; Fungi; Ascomycota; Sordariomycetes; Hypocreales; Nectriaceae
Product: RmlC-like cupin domain-containing protein
Source: RefSeq, a predicted model, not a curated record
AUGCCUAUUCCUAUUCACACAACCCCGCCGCCGUCAAGGACGAGCUACAUCAUUCAGCAGCUCGAGGGAGAGCGUCUCUCUAUACCUGGCAGCAAAGGCACAUUCCGUAUCCUGGCCUCCACUAAACAAACCGAUGGCCAGAUGUCGGUGUUCCAGAGUGGUGCUGUCCUAUCUGAUGCACCUGGGUUCCACUACCAUAAAGAAGCCCACGAUGUGUUUCUGGUAACAAAGGGUUUCAUGAAGCUUUGGAACGGCGACAAGUGCCGUAUAAUGGGUCCUGGCGACUUUGCCUAUGUGCCUCCAAACAUUAUUCACAACCCCGAAUUGAUGGGACCCCAUACGGAAACACUAGGUCUAGUCGUGCCAGGUGACUGGAUCGAUUUUUUCCGCUACAUCGGGGAACCAUUCGAGGGUAAUAUCGUGCCAGAGCAUGACAAUCGCGAUCUGAAAUCGCAUGUGAUACCCAAAGUCAUGUCAGCUCCUAAAGACUUUGAUGUUCAUUUCGUUCGAGACUAUCAGCCUCCAGCCGUAGGAGAAUGGGAGGAAACCGAAAACGUCCUCCCUGGCGAUUUGAAGCCAUACUUCCUUCGAGCCAACACUGGACCUCGCUGGGUGGCUGGUGGUGUCAUGUCUCGCCCAUUUAUCACUACAAAAGAGAGCGGAGGGAAGUUCGCUAUUUCAAGUAUUGAAUCAUCUGGUUCAUACAAGUCGUCUGUGUUUUCGGAUUACUUGGCCUUUCCUAAUGUCGAUCACUGUUUGUGUAUCCUGGAAGGCGCUCUUCGUGUUAUUCUCAAAGGCGAUGAGGAGUGGGUGACUCUUCACGAAGGCGAGACAGUCAUGAUUGCCGCAGGCCAGUCUUUUAAGCUUGAGUUUGGCUCGAGAUAUGUUCGGUUUUGGUCUUUUACGGAUGGACCGGGUAUUGAGGAGUUGAUCCAACAGGCUGGUGAAUCUUAUCAGAGCUUUGUGCUUCCCGAUGAAGCUACUGCUCUGGAUCAGUCCAAGCUUGAUGAUAUAGUUCAGAAGCUGGGCGCUAAGCGAGGAUGA